Closterium sp. Naga37s-1 is the source of this 888-nucleotide messenger RNA. NCBI's taxonomy places the organism in Eukaryota, Viridiplantae, Streptophyta, Zygnematophyceae, Desmidiales, Closteriaceae. The record is from the annotation of a GenBank genome assembly.
AUGGACGCAGAGAUGGCUUCCUGGAAGUCCACAGGCACCUACGUCGACGAGGUUCCCCCACAUGGGGCGAACAUCGUCAGUGGCAUGUGGAUUUUCAGGGUGAAGCGGCCGCCGGGUUCUCCGCCUGUCUUCAAGGCGCGUUACGUGGCUCGAGGCUUCAGUCAGCGGCAGGGAGUUGACUACUUUCAGACCUUCUCUCCCACCCCGAAGAUGACCACUCUUCGGGUACUGCUGCACAUAGCCGCUCAGCGCGACUACGAGCUUCACUCUCUUGACUUCAGCACUGCUUUCCUACAGGGCAGCCUGCACGAGGAGAUCUGGCUGCGCCGCCCACCGGGCUUCACUGGGUCGUUUCCUCCUGGUAUCGAGUGGAGCCUCCGGCGGCCAGUCUACGGUCUCCGCCAGGCGCCCCGUGAGUGGCACGACACACUGAGGACUACACUUGCGGCACUUGGGUUUGCUCCUUCUACUGCCGACCCGUCGCUAUUUCUACGCACUGACACCUCUUUGCCGCCGUUCUACAUCCUCGUGUACGUCGACGACUUGGUCUUUGCUAAUGCUGACACUGCUGGACUCGCCCACGUGAAGUCCGAGCUGCAGAAGAGACACACGUGCACAGACCUGGAGCACAUGGCUGCAGCGAAGAGGGUGUUGCGCUACUUGUGCAGUACGUCGGGCAUGGGGCUCGUGCUUGGAGGGCGGAGUUCAGUGGUCCGCACUGGUCACGCAGACGCGUCUUGGGUUGACCACCUGGCUACGCAGCGGUCGUCACAGGGUUACACCUUCAGCCUUGGUUCCGGCUCUGUUUCGUGGCGGUCUACCCGCUCGUCUUCUGUUCUCAGCUCCUGCUGUGAGGCUGAGAUCUACGCAGGGGCCAUGGCUGCAUAG